AUGGAUUUCAAAAUUGAUUGUUUACACAUGCAGUUACAAGAAGAAACACCAUCUCGAAUGAACCAAUCAACAUCAACAUCCGAUCUAGAAAUUACAGCGGUAGUAAUAGGUAGUAGUAGUAGGUUUUCGGAAAACGAUCGUGCGGAAACGGAGUCAAGUUUUUUGAGUAUCUCAACUAAGUCAAAAAGGGGUCGUUUGCUACAACAAUUAAAUAUGCAUGAGGAUUUAAAUAAUGAUGAUGAUUACGAAAACAGUGAAUUAAAAGAACGAUGGCGAACAAUACCAUACAGAGAAUGGUGUGGAUCAUGUGCGCUCAAAGAACUCGAAACGGAUGCUAUAUGGGUUAGACCUAUACCAGAUGGUCUCUUCGAAAAUUUUCCAGAUGAUCCUAAUUCUCCAUAUUGUCUAGCAGAAUUUAAAAAUGUACAAAAAGUUAAACAAGCAAUCAGACAUCAUUUAUAUUUUACAUUAAGAAAAACUCAGAAUAAUACAACAAUAAAUGAUUAUUAUCUUGGACUGGCUUAUACUGUUCGUGAUUAUCUUGUUAAACAAUGGAUUCAAACAACUAAACAAGACAAUUUCAAUACGAAUAAAAAAACUUUAUACUUUUUAUCGAUAGAAUUUUGUAUGGGAAAACAAUUGAAAAUGAUGAUGAUAAAUUUAGGUAUAGAAGAUGAUAUUUAUCAAGCGUCACAUUUAGUAAGUCAUUUUAACAGCCAUGCAGUCGCGGUGAGAAUUCUCCGUAUCAUGUCCUGGCAUUUUUAUGACAAAUUAUUUGAUAUUGAAAAAUAUGCAUAUGGAUUUGAUGAAACUGGAUAUACAGCCGGUUAUAUAAUUCAGUCCUUAGCAAAUAUGAAUAUAUCGACAAUGAGUUAUGGAUUACGAUUCGAUCACGGUUUCUUUGAACAAAAGAUCAAAGAUGGAUGUCAGAAAGAAGCAUUAAAUGAUUGGUUAACUGAUCAAAAGAAUCCAUGGGAAAUUAUUCGAUCAGAAAUAAUUUACCCUGUACAUUUUUAUGGAAAAACUGUUGAAAAACAGUGGAUUGAUACCGAGGCCAUUAUUCAUCUACAUGAUGAUAAAAGUGAUUUUAUGUUUUUAUUAACAACUCUUGAACUUAUGCGCUUAUUAAUUGAUCAAGAACAUUUAAGUUGGAAUGAUGCAUGGUCAAUAACAACAAAAGUUGUAAAUAUAGAACAAUAUAAUACUAAAUUUACAAUGCCAUCGUCUUAUAUAAAGUUAUUGACAUUAGUUUUACCAAGAAAUAUUGAAAUUAUGAAUGAAAUUGAUGUUUCAUAUUAUUGGGAAAAAAAUAUUUUACCAUUGAAACAACAAUUAUUUCAUAUUGGUAUUUCACACUAUCGUUGGCUAUUGAAAAUUAAUCCACAUUUAUCUAAUGUUAUAGCUAAGGUAAAGUAUCCCAAGUGUGUUAAAGUUCUCAAGACUUUUCCACAUAGGUGACUCGAUUCCAACGAGGAAACAGCAGACUGAAAUCAGCCCAAAAUAAGUCAAAAAUCACCCAAAAUCAAUUGAUUUUUACUGAUUUUCAGUGAUUCUCAGUGAUCCUCUGUAAUUCUCCGUGAUUUUCAAUGACUUCCAGUCAUUUCCGGUGACUUUCAGUUUGGUGAAAAUCGAUGAAAAUCAGCAAAAUUGACGAAAAUCUAAAAAAUCCCAAAAUCAGCUGUUUUCCCCUUGCUCGAUUCGCUCUACAAUGUGCCUCUAUCAGAGUUCGUCAUCGGUUUCUGCAGACUCCGAAUUUGAACAGUGUUUCUGAAAGGAGUAAGCGGAUGAACGGAUACCAGACUUGGGAUCAUCAUAAAAAAAUACCUAUACUCAGGUAUAUUUCAGCGAAAAGUCUGAGUGACACUUGGUGAGCUUCCCCUCGUAACUCGUACUAAACCAUAUUUAGAUAGACGGACCGGCUAGAGGUGUUAAUUUAAUCUAUUUUUAGAAAGUAAAUAGAGAUUCGUGAUUUAUAUUUAAAAAAUAAACAUAAAUAAAUGAAAAAAAUAAUUAUUUUUAUAGAUUGAACAUAAGUGAGUGUUAUCUUGAUGUUUAGAACUAUAGGUAAAACAGAAACAUAACGAUUUUAUUUACGCUGUUUUCAAGUGAAUUAACAAGCAGGGAAUCUUGGUAUGUCAUCGUUGUUGCCCUCAUCACAAAUCAUUAGCUGAUUAUUCCUCUUUAAUUGUCCGAUUAAGUGAUUUUAAGUCAUGAUGAAUUACUCAGAUCGACUAAAACGAACCUAGCUCGAAACGAAAAGAUUGAAUAGAAACAGCGCAGCGAGUUCCCAAUAAAAAACAUGGUCUCAGAAGGAGAAUAACCAUUUGUUUUAUCUUUAUUUCUUUGGUAUUUGGAAUUAUGCCUACAGUUCAGAUGUUUUCAAUCAGAAAUAUCUUCUAAAUAAAGUACUUCGUCUGAACAACAAUAAUUUCUGUGGUCUUAGAACAUUCCAUACAUACGGUAUACAUUCCACAAAAUAAAAUCUUUAUUUCUUUAUUUUAUAAAAAUAAAUUUUUUAGUGUAGGAAGUCUAAAAUUCUCACUAAUGUGGAAACAGUUAUAUCUUCUGCUUUAUUUGUUUAGAAAAUUGGUUUAAAAUGGUU
This is a messenger RNA of Didymodactylos carnosus, 2602 nucleotides long. The record is from the annotation of a GenBank genome assembly. Lineage: Eukaryota; Metazoa; Rotifera; Eurotatoria; Philodinida; Philodinidae.